Molecule: messenger RNA, 4573 nt
Organism: Anguilla anguilla (European eel)
Lineage: Eukaryota; Metazoa; Chordata; Actinopteri; Anguilliformes; Anguillidae
Product: P2Y purinoceptor 2-like
Exons: 2
Coding region: 429-1451 (340 amino acids)
Biological process (GO): G protein-coupled receptor signaling pathway
Cellular component (GO): plasma membrane
Molecular function (GO): G protein-coupled receptor activity
Source: RefSeq, a predicted model, not a curated record
CUGCAGAUAAAAGGGAAAUGAUAGUGAGGAAACACACAUUCCUCCACGCACACGUUUACUCACACACAUACAUUCAUACAUGUAAUGGAAUAGAAGAACUGCAUGUUUUAGAGCUACUCUUCAUCUUUUUCUCUCACUAGUGAGGACGUGCCUCGCCAUAUAAUAUCUUUCAAGAAAUAUUUUAUCCAUUUAAUUUUGAUAGAAUUGAAUUGAAUUUGAAUGCAUCUGGGUUAUGAAUGAUGGUGAACUAGUCGUGAACUCACACACACACGCACACGGUUUGAGAAGACAUUUCCUUUAAUCUUGUUUUGUAAACCACCAAACUAAAAAACCACCAAAAAGCCUUUAGGCUUCAGAGGAUAUUAAGAGUUCCGAGUGUCAAAAGGAGGACAAAAGGUAACAGCCCCCCCCCACCUCCCCACCUGAAGAUGUCCAACAGUACAGUUUGCCCCUCCCAGAAGCUGCACCCCUCCCUCCCCUGGCUGAUGGUGGUAUUCUAUCUGGGCGGCUUCCUGCUGAACAGCCUGAGCCUGUGUCUGUUCGGCUCCCGCGCCAUGAAGUGGAACUCUGGCGUGGUGCUGCAGUUCAACCUGGCCCUGAGCGACAUGCUGAUCACGCCGGCCGCCCCCUUCAUAGUGCUCUACUCCAUGUGGGAUGACUGGCCCUUCGGCGUCUUCCUGUGCCAGUUCAAGGUGUUCCUGCUCAGCGUGCACGUGUACGGAGGCAUUUGCUUCCUGACGCUCAUCAGCAUUCACCGCUGCUCCACCGUGGCCCGGCACAGGGGCCCCACCCAGUCGCGCAUGGCCAACCCCCAGUACGUCCGUCGGCUGUGCGCGGCCGUGUGGGUGGCGCUUCUGCUCCAGGGCCUGCCCUUCUUUGGGCUGCUGGACACCUGGGUGGACGAAGCGGACAACACCACCAAGUGCCUGAACUUCCACCAGCCCAACAUGGCCACGCUCUUCUUCGUCUACAACCUGACGGUGCUGGUGGCGGGGGUGGUGGUGCCGUUCUGCGUGUUCGCCGCCUGCUACGCCUGGCUGGGCGCGUUCCUGUCCCGCGUCAAGGCCCAGGGGGCGGACGUGAAGGGCCGCGCCGCCCGGGUGAUCGCCGCCUGCAUGUUCAUCUUCACCCUCUGCUACGUGCCGCUGCACGUCACCCGCACGGUGGGCGUGACCGUCGCCCUCUUCCACCCGACCCGCUGCCAGAUGCUGAAUCGCGCUGAGGACUGGUACUACGCUAGCUUCACCCUCUCCGCUGCCAACUGCUGCCUGGACCCCCUGCUCUACUGCUUCUCCUCCCGACGCUUCCGGGAAGCCCUGAGGCAGACCCUGGCUAACGCUAGGAAAUCCGGCCCACUCAGGCGCCUCUGCCCGCAGCAGGCAGAGAGUGAAGAGAGCGCUGACAGAGACAAGCCAAACAGUACUGUAGAUACUUCAGAUAGGGCUCUUUAGACAGACCUGUAAGACAGGCAGAGAUGACAAAGUGAAAGACAAUUUCUCAUAUAGGCAGGAUCACUGGUUGGCAGGGUAAAAAAUAGUGCAGUUUCCCAAACAAGGAGGCGUCAGUGACAGUGGCACAUUAAGUUUUAAGUUCCUUAAAGUGAUAUAUUAAUCAAAAUCAAUGUAAAUAUAAUUAUUUUUCUAUCAAUACAAUGUACUAAGCAUGAAUACACAUCCUACAUAUCUUCUGUGAAUAACCUGUCUACAUGAACCAUAUACAGCAAUGGCUUAGCAUCAAUGUAUGAAAACAACUGGAAUCUAAGUACCUGCAGGUAAUGCAAACUGAACACGCGUGCUUCUAAUCAAUACGCUCAGCUAUGUAGUUCAUUUAGUUUUGGAUGGCUAUAAAUGAGAGAGCAUAUGGGAUGUAAGGUGUUGACCUGGGGGAACGCUGGGUUUAGUAUGUGAAUAAAGCGAUACUGAUAUCUCUACAUUGCAGUGUUGUAUUCAGUGCAUACAGCUUUGGGCGGGCGUGAACAGUCUUCAUUAGGAUAUAGUCCGGGGUGUCAUGACAGUAUAGAAACGCAUGUACAGAAUAAACCAUGAGUUCACAUAAUGAACUCAACCCUGUUAGUAGGUGCAUGUGAAGCUGUUGUCAGUAAACUGGUAAAACUUUUAAAACAACUACAUUGUCACAGAUUGACAAUAAAGUUACAAAUUGGAAAAAAUGUUAUGCAGCACACGUAGUAUGUAUUUAUGACAUUUAUGUACAUCAAAGUUUCUAAUUUGGGAGUUGUGUAUAAUGUCUAUGCAUAUGUAUAUAAUGUCUGUUGAAACUUCAAAAGUUUCUUAGAAGGUAUUCUGAAUGAAGUACAUUUUUCAUUUUCACAACUGUAUUCUUGUGAACCUUUUAUGACUGUGCUUUUACCUGCAAACAAAUAUCAACUAAAAUGUCAAUAUGAUCAGCUUUCAAAUGAACCAUGUUUUUCAGUAUUUGCAGUUAAGAGUGAGUGAGUGUAUAAUGAAGGAUUACACAAAUCAGGUAUGUGUCUACAAAAAGCAUGUCAAAUCACCACCAGAUCAAUUAUCUACUUGUCAGGAAGCCACAAAUAAGACACCUUUGGAUAAAUCUACACCAAGUCAGUGAAAUGACAGGAAUGGCUGCUCAUUGAUGAAGUAACUGAUGAAGUUUCCAUGACGAUGAACCGUCUAGCACAGUAACUUUUUCUUGCAAUGGGGAAGUUUUCCACUAUUUUGUAAUGCGGAUUUUUUCCACUGAUAAGGACGGUGGUCAUUGUGAAACUCACAUGUGAGCUUGAGAAAUAACGAACCUGGGCUCUUUGCCAAAGCCUUUACAAAAAAAAGGUGAUUUAUACUCCCUGAUAUCUUGUCAAUGGAUAUAAAUUAUUGUUAAUCGUGUGACCCAAUAUGUAAUAAUUUCAAAUGGAUGUGUGGCUUAUAUUUAAAUAUUCAGUAUGUAAGUUGUAAAUUCCUAGGGAUCUGUAAUACUCCCAGUGAGCCAGGACAUUGGUUUAGCUUUUCAUCCAAAAGAUGGCAUCUUCUUAAAAAGAAGUUGUAAAUCUUUUUUACAAAAGCACCUUUUUGUGUCUGAAAGGUCACCCAAUUCCCAUGAUCUUUAGGCAAAAAGGAAAUUGCUGCAAAAUGAACUCUGGGAAAUGUAUUGCCAUUCACUACAGGAAUGACCACUUAUUGCCACCAAUGUUGCCAAAACACAAAUCAUCAUGAUUAUAUCUUAACUCAGAAAUGAUAAAAUUGCAGUGAUUACUUAAGUAAAAAUGUAGUUCAAUCUGACAGUUGCAAGUUGUACUGUAUGUCUGACUGCUACACAUGAAAUACUGUCUUAGCAACCUUAGAAUAUCAUCACUAAAGGCUGAAGACAUUAGAUUAUAAUUUCAUCAAUGAUUUAUUAUCAUUUUUAGCACAAGUUUUUAACCUUGUUACAGAUUUCAACAAUGUUAUAUUGGAUUUGAUCCUGUUACAUGAUAUUGAGGGAAAAUGGGCUGUCAGUAUGUAUUAUUUUAAGUAUAAUCUGUUGAGUAUCAAAGUUUCACAUUUAAAUUUGUCAAUGUCUAUGUUUGUUUUAAAACAAUAUAAAGGAGGGCAAAAAGUACACACAACAUGAUUUGGAUCAACUAUCCUCUGGGAAUUCCAAUUAAAUUCAUAUCAUGAGAAUUCUUAAACAAGGGACAUAGAAAUUGUGUGGCAGUCCUGGAAAUUUUUCAGUCAUAUUUACAGAACAUAUUGAGUUGUUCGUGACAGAACACAAAUAGCUUUUGGGGUGAGACAAAAAUGUGUAAAAAGAAAACAUACUUAUUACCUGAAAUGGAAAAAUAUGUAAGGAGCUGAAUAAGGUCCUUAUGAAAUGAUGUUAGUAUGAAUAAAAAUAGUUUGGCAAAGCCAAAAGGGCACGUUUUCUUGAUAAUGUUCAGGAUAUUGGUUUUUGGUUGUGGUUCUUAUACAUCCUGUAAAUCUACAUCAGAUGAAAUACACGUUUUCAACGUACAAAAAUGCCAAGUUACUCAUACAAGGCACAGUCUAUAAGUCAUUAAUUCAAACUGGCAAAAUAUAGGCCUGCCAAUCAAAGUAUUGAUAUCAAAAUUACACCAAGUUACAAGAAACAAUAUUAGCUAUCUAACCUCACACUAAUUAAACAAGCUGUAUGCUAAACAAUGAUGCCUAUAUUGUUUAAAGUAACUAGGCCCUGUGUGUACAAGCACGCAGUAAAUUAAUGGGGCAACAUACAGUAUGUGUGGAUAGGUUUGAAAGUCAAGAUUGAUUUAAUAGGCCUCAAUACGUUGAUUUUUUAUAUGUAUUUAUGCAUUUAUCCACCCGACUUUUCUGUAACGUGAAUGAUUGUAUGUUUCUUGGUAUAAAUAUCUGUUUGUAAACGUUAAUGCUACAUGCCGCUAGAGAAAUGUCCCCAUGGUGAUAAUGAAGUAUUCUAUGUAUGUGUGUAUGUCCGUAUGUGCAGUAGAGUUGCAAACAUAAACGAACUUGUACAUUUUGUAAAAUGAACUUCACAACCAAGUAUAAACAUAUCCUUUCUGAAGGAAUAUACUCUCUGUAGGUAUUCACUGGCAAUUUCAUACGUUCAUUAAAUGUCUUGCAAGAGA